GGGUUGGGGGUGCAGUCGGGGGCGCAGACCCACCUGCAGACGUGCUUCCCGCAAGUGACCUGCCUGCAGCUGCACUACGUGUGGGAGGCGGCGCCCCGCAAGCUGGCUGGCUGGACACGGCUGCGCUCGCUGAGCCUGGCGCACCCGGAGGAGGGGGCGGACUGGGGGCUGCUGCGCACCCUCACCGGCCUCACACAGCUGCGGCUCUCCCACGGCUCCUGCCCGCUGCUGCUGGCUGAGCUGCUGCACUACCUGCGCCCCCUCACCCGCCUCACCCGCCUCAACCUGACCGCGUGGCGCUGUGGCGGCUGGGAGCGGCAGCUUGCGGGCGGCGGUGACGGCAGGGGCGGCGGCCACAAUGGCAAUGACGACAGGGGCGGUGACAGCCUUGCCUCCUGCUCCCAGCCCUCCUCCUCCCAGCCCAGCACCUCCAUUCGCAGCAAGAUCGCAGCCCUGAUGGAGCCCGACCUGCACCGGGUCUGGCAGCGCAUGUGGGCCGCGUACGAAGGGUGCGGCACUGCAGCCCCCUCCGCCCCUCCUCCUCCCCCGCCACUGCCGCCUGCAGCCGCCACCACCACCGCAGCGGCCGGCACCAGCAGCGGCUCUGGCACCCCUGCCGCCGCCAGCAGCGCUGGCAGGUGCCCCGACACAGCCUCCGCCUCCGCCGCUGCAGCCGCCGGCACGUCUUCAUCCACCCCCUCCUCCUCCGGUGCUAGCAGCUCCACCGCAAACCGCGCAUGCAGCACCAGUGCUGCUGCCGGCACCAGUGCUGCCGGUGUGGCCGCCGUCUCCGCUGCUGGCGCCGCGCUGUCGCUGCUGCGCUUCCCGCCCCGCCUGCGCCGGCUGGAGCUGUGCGGCUGCGACAGCGCACUGCUGCUGGGGCUGAGCUGCUGCGGGGAGCACUUGCUGCGACGGGAGGAGGAGCAGGAGGCGGCGACUGCAGCUGCUGCUGCUGCUCCUCCUCCACCUGCGUCUGCACCGCAGUCGCGGCUAGACCGUGGUGGUGGUAGUGGUGGUAAGCUAGACGUUGACAGCAGUUACAGGCUGGACGGCGGCGGUGGCAGCGGUGGUGGUAAGCUAGACGGUGGCAGCGGUAGCGGUGG
Molecule: messenger RNA, 1103 nt
Organism: Astrephomene gubernaculifera
Lineage: Eukaryota; Viridiplantae; Chlorophyta; Chlorophyceae; Chlamydomonadales; Astrephomenaceae
Source: the annotation of a GenBank genome assembly